ACGCCUUGAAGAAGAAUUAGGCACUGCUGGAGGUGUGGACAACAUGACGACAGAGUCUUUGUCUCAUCAGAUGGGUUCUCUCCUUCUGAUUGAGAACCCUUGGGCUCAGAAGAGACAUGGAUCCUGAAAAGCAGAGAAACGAAUCAGAUUUUAGUUGCGGCAUUUCUCUAUGUUUAUUCCCUUUAUGCACAGGCUUCAACACACCAAAGAAGAGAAAAAUGUCAGGAAAACGCAUGUUUACGCACCAAAGGGAAAUUGAUGUGACGCUUCGAGGACGACUGAAUAUUCCAUUCAAUCAGUUCUGGUCUUUGGGAUACCUCUGUCGAUGAAUAUAAUAACUCACCCCAAAUUUCGCGCUCGCUCCCCUUGUCUCCUUCAAAUCCCCCGUCCCGACCGUUCAGCGCCGGAUGAAUCAUUCCUCCAAUAUCCCCGACGACGACUACCCAUCUGCGCGGGAUGACUUAGACGACCCGAGGUCUCGCACACGACACUUUGCUGGCACAGUCGCAGUCCCCUCUCUCCCCGGUGCCAUGGAACACUUAUCGCGCCGCCAGUCAGCGCCUAACCCAGGAGAUUCCCCCCUCCAGCCUUCGUUCCCCUCUCCAACUCAUCAAUAUGGCCCCAGAAUUGGACAGGUUGCUGCUCAACCACACCUCCACGGCUACGUGGACAGCCAGACACGAUCACAUUCAUACCAUAGCAGUAACAGCCAGUGGACUUCGACAGGAGGGGGACAGCCUAAUCAGGCAUCACUACCACAGCCUCCAUACACAACUUCCGACGCUCACACAUCAACGAUGCCAUACCCGUCCCAUUCGCACCUGCACGACUAUGCUUCUGACGUUUCGAACCAGCGAAGCAGCCACUUCUAUGAACCCUCACAUCCCAAUACCCGGGUUGACAUUCCGCCUUACCAUUACCAAUCACCAACCUCGGGGGUCAUGUCUCAUGAUCAUUUAGGGAUGCGCCCCUCAUCAUUUGCUUAUUCUGGACCCGUAGGCGUUAGAUCGUCGCAGGCAUGUGUAGCCUGCCGUAAACGAAAGGUACGUCCAGGCCUCCGUGUGUUUCCGUGGGGUGUCGAAUGAUUGAGCUGUUUCAUGCCUAGGUUCGGUGCACCGUGAUUCAAUCGGACA
Molecule: messenger RNA, 1133 nt
Organism: Cantharellus anzutake
Lineage: Eukaryota; Fungi; Basidiomycota; Agaricomycetes; Cantharellales; Hydnaceae
Exons: 2
Coding region: 408-1085 (225 amino acids)
Biological process (GO): regulation of DNA-templated transcription
Molecular function (GO): DNA-binding transcription factor activity, RNA polymerase II-specific; zinc ion binding
Source: RefSeq, a predicted model, not a curated record